CAAAGCAUCUGCGCAGUACAUUUCUAACCCUCCCAUUCAUAAAAAGCCAUUUCCCUCAUGUAGUUGCAACAUCGUAUGGAGAAGAAGACUGUGUCCUUACUGCAGUGCACAUCGCACGGAUAGUCGUCCGGAUUUUUUUUCCCUUCGUGGCUUCGUUUGGAUCUAUCUAUUGUUGGAAUAUAUCGCAAUAAUCUGUUCAUCUGAGAAGGAAAUGAUCUGUUUUCUAAUACAAGAGUGCUAAAUGCUGACCUGAUCUCUGGUAUAUGAGGAACAUAACCUACAGAUGGAGUCAAGGGUUCCUCACCACAUUCCUGGAGUCUCCUCCUCCAUCAUGGUGCAGCCUUUGCUGGACAGCCGAGUUCCCUACGGACGGCUCCAGCACCCAUUAACUAUCUAUCCCAUUGACCAAAUGAAAUCUUUACAUUUGGAGAAUGACUACAUUGACACCCCUGCUGUGAUCUCACAACAGCCACCAAGCCACAAGGCAAGCACGAGGGGGCAGGAAGUCCUGCUGGGAGCCCCACACCAUCCUCAUCUGUCCCGCUGCGAGGUCCCAGAUGCCACCACACAUCCGUGGAUUUCAUUCAGCGGUCGGCCCAGCUCCAUCAGCAGCUCCAGCAGCACCUCCUCCGACCAACGGCUGCUGGACCAUGCAGCUCCCCCCCCUGUUGUGGAUCCAUACACUACUGGCAAUGGCCAUGGCAGGACUCUAGGUUCAGAGCAACCCAAGGUGAUGAGCUCCAAGACUCAGAACCUGAAGGCAGUGACGGCCUUGCCAGUAGAGAAGAAGCAUGUGCUAUUGUGUGACAAGUGUGGCAAAUGCCGAUGUACGGAGUGCACAUUGCCUCGGGCCUUGCCCUCUUGUUGGGUUUGCAACCAAGACUGCUUGUGCUCAGCGCAGAACCUAGUGGACUCUGUCACUUGCAUGUGUCUAGUCAAGGGCGUCUUCUACCACUGCACUGAUGAGGACGAGGAAGGCUCCUGUGCCGACAAGCCAUGCUCCUGCUCGCACUCGAACUGUUGCGCACGAUGGUCCUUCAUGGCAGCCGUUUCACUGGUGCUGCCCUGCCUGAUGUGUUAUUUGCCCGCCACUGGUUGCGCCAAGCUUUCGCAGAAGUGCUACGAUGGCAUCAGCCGCCCAGGCUGCCGCUGCAAAAGCACCCAGUCCUGCAAGGUGGCGGAGGUCAAGGCCUGUCAGCUGGAAAAGCAAGCCUCGUGAUGAUGUGCCAGAAAUGGAGAGUACAAAAAGACUCGUGAGCAAAGUUUGCAGGACCCUCUCCAGUAGUGGUGUACUUCCCAAAAUCAUGGUACUUAAGGUUCACGCAUUAUCCUCACGCUCAAGGUAUUCUGGCGUAAAUCAGUAGCAGUGUUUGACUGACCAACGGGCACAAACCAUUAUUUUACUUGUUUAUACAGUACUACAGAGGAGAGGCCUGCAUUUUCUUUUCCUGGGGUUCUCACAAUGGCUGCGGGAUCAAAGUAUUUGCCAUUUCAGCCCCUAGUAAAAGAACUUGCCAACACAGAAUGCUGCAUUUUAGCAAAAUGUCUUUUUU
Molecule: messenger RNA, 1553 nt
Organism: Rhinichthys klamathensis goyatoka
Lineage: Eukaryota; Metazoa; Chordata; Actinopteri; Cypriniformes; Leuciscidae
Gene: spry4
Product: sprouty homolog 4 (Drosophila)
Exons: 2
Coding region: 284-1219 (311 amino acids)
Biological process (GO): negative regulation of MAP kinase activity; negative regulation of fibroblast growth factor receptor signaling pathway; animal organ development
Cellular component (GO): cytosol; membrane
Source: RefSeq, a predicted model, not a curated record